AGCUUGGGAACGGUUGCUAGGGGUGGGUAAUGGGUAAAAAAAAAAAAAGGGGGGGGGUACCGGGGAGCGGAUAAGGAGGGCUAAGGGAGGGGGCGAGGGUGGGAGCAAUGCAAAAGGUAAGGCCAGGUUACCGCGGCUCGGCCCCGAGUGGGCUGCGGCCGGGGGAGGGGCGAGAGAUACAUAUGUAUUUCUGUCUCCCCAGCACACCCCCUUCCCUCUAAGCGAUGGCUGAGAGGCGGUGCAUGCAGAUGGGGAGUAAGUUUCCUGAAGGGGAGGGUGGAUGCACGCGCGCAGCCCGGCGCUGCAAAUUUCCACCGGGGAGGGAGAGCGGCUGGAUGCGGAGAGUUUGGAGUUGCUUGCCGCGGAGGGCAGGAAGGGGAGCAGGGCUGGGAAAGGGGGCUGGCGGGCGCUAUAUCUGGGAGUAAGUUUCCAGGAUCGGGAGAGCCUGCACGCUUGCUCACUCCUCUGCUCGCCCCCCAUCUCACCCCCCAAGCGGAGACGGGUCUUGUUGGAUUGCCCAUGCACUUGUUGCAGAAACAGCCAAGGCCCUGGCUGUGGAGGAUGCUGAAGGAAGAAGACACCGAAGCAGGACGACCUUGAAAGAUUAAGCCUCUUAAUCCCGAAACAGAACCAGGUCUCCUCUUCCCACCUGUCCAGCAGCAUGAAAGCAGCAUGACUGGCCAGCCACAGGAGAAUCCCCCAGAGCCAGGCCCCCAACUCAGCCAUCUACUGCGGAGGUCAAGGUGUGAGCGGCGUCUCCUCACCACUGUGGUGUUUGGCUCGUACCUCAGCCCGGGUGAGGAUGUAAAACGCCCUUCUCUGCACACGAGUGGUGCAGGCCGACGGGAACACCUGGCUCCAGCCACAUUCACAGACAUGUCAGCCGUGGAGUAGUACGGACACUUUCUAUCAGCUUCUCAGGGUUUCAGUCCUUUUGGGUUUGUUUCAUUUACCUUUUUUUAUGGUUUUGUGGCUGGACGUUCACAACCAAGGCAGACACCAUGGGGGAUCAACAACUGUACAAGAGCAACCACGUGGCCCACGGUGGUGAGAACCUUUUCUACCAACAGUCACCCCUUGGCGUCCACAGUGGGCUGAACCACAACUAUGGGAAUACAGUCACAGGGGGUGGAAUGGAUGCCCCCCAGGCCUCGCCCAUCUCCCCCCACUUCCCUCAAGAUACACGGGAUGGCCUGGGCUUGCCUGUUGGCUCCAAAAACCUUGGCCAAAUGGAUACCUCGAGGCAGGGAGGAUGGGGAGGCCAUGCAGGGCCUGGAAAUCAUGUCCAGCUUCGUGGCAACCUGGCCAACUCAAACAUGAUGUGGGGGGCACCAGCCCAGGCUGAGCCCACCGAUGGCUACCAGUACACCUACUCCCAGGCCAGCGAGAUCCGGACCCAGAAGCUUACCAGCGGUGUCCUACACAAGCUGGACUCUUUCACCCAGGUGUUUGCCAACCAAAACCUGCGAAUUCAGGUUAACAAUAUGGCCCAGGUGCUGCACACCCAGUCGGCAGUGAUGGACGGAGCCCCCGACAGUGCCCUCCGCCAGCUGCUGUCUCAGAAGCCCAUGGAGCCCGCCGCACCGGCCAUCCCUUCCCGCUACCAGCAGGUGCCCCAGCAGCCUCACCCUGCUUUCACUGGCGGGCUGUCCAAACCGGCUCUCCAGGUGGGACAGCACCCCACCCAAGGGCACCUGUAUUACGACUACCAGCAGCCAGUGGCUCAGGUGCCAGUGCAGGGAGGACAGACGCUGCAGGCCCCGCAGAUGCUGUCACAGCACAUGCCACAGAUGCAGCCGCACCAGUAUUACCCUCAGCAACCCCAGCAGCAGGCCGGGCAGCAGCGCAUCUCCAUGCAAGAAAUCCAGUCGCAGCCGCAGCAGAUUCGCCAGCCGCAGCCGCAGCCGCAGCCACAGCUGCAACUCCAGCAGCGGCAGGGUUCAAUGCAGAUAGCUCAGUAUUACCAGUCCCAACCCAUGAUGCAGCACCUGCAAGAGCAGCAGCAGCAGCAAAUGCACCUGCAGCCCCCUUCUUAUCACAGGGACCCUCACCAGUAUGCCCCGGAGCAGGCGCAUGCCAUGCAGCUGAUUCAGCUGGGUUCCGUGCCCCAGUACUACUACCAGGAGCCCCAGCAGCCCUAUAGCCACCCCCUGUACCAGCAGAGCCACCUGCCCCAGCACCAGCCACGGGAGGACAGUCAACUGAAGACUUACUCUAGCGACAGGCAGGCCCAGGCCGUGCUGAGCUCCCACGGGGACCUGGGGCCUCCUGACCCAGGAAUGGGAGAUGCAGCAAGCUCGGACCUGACCCGGGGCAGCAGUGCCCUCCCGCACCGACCCCUCCUAUCCCCCAGUGGGAUCCACCUCAACAACAUGGGACCUCAGCAUCAGCAGCUGUCUCCCAGUGCCAUGUGGCCCCAGAUGCACCUACCUGAUGGGAGAGCCCAGCCAGGGUCCCCUGAGUCAAGUGGCCAAUCCAAAGGAGCAUUUGGGGAGCAGUUUGAUGCCAAGAACAAGCUGACGUGCUCCAUCUGCCUGAAAGAGUUCAAGAACCUGCCUGCCCUGAACGGCCACAUGCGGUCCCACGGGGGAAUGAGGGCCUCCCCCAACCUCAAGCAGGAGGAAGGAGAGAAGGUCCCGCCGCCUCCACCUCAGCCGCCACUGCCGCCUCCGCCUCCGCCGCCACCACAGCUCCCUCCCGAGGCAGAAAGCCUCACGCCUAUGGUCAUGCCCGUGUCUGUCCCUGUCAAGCUUCUCCCGCCCAAGCCCAGCUCUCAGGGGUUCACCAGCAGCGCCGUUGCCGCCCCCUCCGCCAGAGACAAGCCAGCCAGCUCGAUGUCGGACGACGAGAUGCCUGUGCUCGUGAGGAUGACCCUCUCUCCCCCACACUCACCCCAAGGGGCUGCCCCCUGCACGCCUGCUGAACUCCCCAGGAAGCACCAGCCCAGCGUGCCCAAAGCCGAGGAGCCCCUCAAGACCGUGCAAGAGAAGAAGAAGUUCCGGCACCGGCCAGAGCCACUCUUCAUCCCGCCACCGCCCUCCUACAACCCGAACCCCGCCUCCUCCUACUCGGGCGCCACCCUGUACCAGAGCCAGCUGCGCUCCCCACGCGUCCUCGGGGACCACCUGCUCCUGGACCCCACCCACGAGCUGCCCCCCUACACUCCCCCGCCCAUGCUGAGCCCGGUGCGCCAGGGCUCGGGGCUCUUCAGCAAUGUCCUCAUCUCUGGGCACGGCCCGGGCGCCCACCCUCAGCUGCCCCUCACGCCCUUAACGCCGACGCCGCGGGUGCUGCUGUGCCGCUCCAACAGCAUCGAUGGCAGCAAUGUGACAGUCACCCCAGGGCCUGGAGAGCAGACCGUAGACAUUGAACCACGCAUCAACAUUGGCUUGAGAUUCCAAGCAGAAAUCCCAGAACUCCAGGAUGUCUCUGCCCUGGCCCAGGACACACACAAGGCCACACUGGUGUGGAAGCCCUGGCCAGAGCUGGAAAACCACGACCUCCAGCAAAGAGUAGAGAAUCUUCUCAAUCUUUGCUGUUCAAGUGCGUUGCCAGGUGGAGGGACCAAUUCUGAAUUUGCUUUGCACUCCCUGUUUGAGGCCAAAGGCGAUGUGAUGGCUGCUCUGGAAAUGCUGCUGCUGCGGAAACCAGUCAGGUUAAAAUGUCAUCCUUUAGCAAAUUACCACUAUGCCGGUUCGGACAAAUGGACCUCCCUAGAAAGAAAACUGUUUAGCAAAGCACUAGCCACUUACAGCAAAGACUUUAUUUUUGUACAGAAGAUGGUGAAGUCCAAGACCGUGGCUCAGUGUGUGGAGUACUACUACACGUGGAAAAAAAUAAUGCGGCUGGGGCGCAAGCACCGGACACGCCUGGCGGAAAUCAUCGACGACUGCAUGACAAGUGAAGAAGAGGAAGAGUUAGAGGAGGAGGAGGAAGACCUGGAAGAAGAUAGGAAAUCUACAAAAGAAGAGGAGAGUGAGGCGCCGAAGUCGCCGGAGCCACCACCAGUCCCCCUCCCGGCUCCCUCGGAGGGGCCACCUCUGCAGGCCCUCAGCCAGCCCUCGGGCUCCUUCAUCUGUGAAAUGCCCAACUGUGGGGCUGUGUUCAGCUCCCGUCAGGCACUGAAUGGCCAUGCCCGCAUCCAUGGAGGCACCAACCAGGUGACCAAGGCCCGAGGUGCCAUCCCCUCUGGGAAGCAGAAGCCUGGCACAGCCCAGAGCGGGUACUGCUCGGUGAAGAGCUCGCCCUCUCACAGCACCACCAGCGGCGAGACAGACCCCACCACCAUCUUCCCCUGCAAGGAGUGUGGCAAGGUCUUCUUCAAGAUUAAAAGCCGAAAUGCGCACAUGAAAACUCACAGGCAGCAGGAGGAGCAGCAGAGGCAGAAGGCUCAGAAGGCAGCUUUUGCAGCUGAGAUGGCAGCCACUAUCGAGAGGACUACGGGGCCGGUGGGGGCACCGGGGCUGCUGCCCCUGGACCAGCUGAGUCUGAUCAAACCCAUCAAGGACGUGGACAUCCUCGACGACGAUGUUGUCCAGCAGCUAGGGGGCGUCAUGGAGGAGGCUGAGGUCGUGGACACUGAUUUGCUCUUGGAUGAUCAAGAUUCGGUUUUGCUUCAGGGUGACGCAGAACUAUAAAGCCCUGUGUGUUGCUUAGAGACAUUGAAAACCCACAGCCUCCGACUUCAUUAAUCAGGAAACCUGGACUGCCUGCUUGUUUUGUAACCCUUUUAAACUACCUGUUUAAAAAGUGGUCGUUUUAUUCAGGUUUAGAGAAAAAAAAUCCCAUUUCUUUUCCUUUUAUUUAAAAAAAAAUGUUUUUUGUGGGGGGUUGGGGGGGAAUAAAUAAUUGGCACAACUAUCUUUAAGAGGUGUUUCAUCUGGGCUGCAUUCUCAUGAAGUCAUUCCCAGCAGGGGACGAAACUGACGUUGAUGUUCCACUGCAUUCCGAUGUCAAUCACCCCAAAGCUUGCUGUGAGUGUGUGUGUGAAUCAGGCUACCCUCUUCGUGCUGGGGCCUUCGGGCCGUCUUUUCCCACCAGGCAUCAUUUUUAUUCUGUUCUGACCUCAUUCUGUAGUUUGCAGUAAGUGUGGCAUCUAUGCCCUGGUGGGGAGAGGGUAGCUUUCCAGGGACCCUCCUGUUACACGGCCCUCCUCCAGCACACAUGUUACGCAAAGUAGUGACCAAGUGGGCAAGUAGGUUCCCUCUGCAUUGCCUGUCACUCUUUGGUAGGAUGCAGUACUGUAUCAUUGCAGGCAUUCACUCCUAGCUGUGAUUUACUAAGGACCUGGUUUCUAGAGCAGGCUCCCCCUCUUCAAGUUCCCCGGGGGCUCGUCAGCUCCACGUUGUGGGUAGCAGAGCUGUGUUUCAGCAUGAACAGACUAGAGGCCCUCCUGGAGACAAGUACCCCAACCAUGAACAUGAAGUUGCCAGGACUGCUUUCGUUUCAGGGUGAUGAAGGGCUGGCAUUGAAGUACCUGGAAUGCCAGGAAAUGUUCUUUUGCCCCGCACCCCCCCUCAAAAUCAAAAGAGCCUAUUCUUUUUUGCAACACUGUCAAUGAUUAUGGAGUCCUGCAAUUACUUUGUGCCACUCGGAAGUACUGUGAAACCUCCUUCACUGGGAUUUUGCUUAAUUCACGUCUGCUGGACUGAAGUUUACCUUAAUGCUAGUUAUAAGAAAUAAAGUUUUCUAACAUGUGUGAUAGCCAAUACAAGACAAAUAGCAUCGAAGGCCAACAACAAUGGCUUCAGAUUACCUUGAGCUACAAUGUGUGCAUUCAAACAUGAAUGCAUUCAUUACAAGUCACUUACCAAAGCACUCUAGACUUCUCCGCGCUACAUGACUUUGCUCUGCCUCCUCCUGCCUCUAUCAGCAGGGUUGCUGUUUGUACUUGAAGGUAAUAAAGCGAUAAUCCUUCAAAAAUGCCAUUUCGCCCAGGCUUUUGAGCUGAGUCAAACUGAACCAUCCCAUUGUUAGGGCAGAAAUCAGACAGGGACGCAGCCCCAGUGCAGAAAGGAUCCUGCUUCUCACAGCUCCCCUUAGGUGUUAACGCUGUGUGACUUCCGAAGCAGGUGUUUCAAGCCUCGCCCCACCCCAGGUACGCUGUGGCUGUCAGGCUGGGCCACUUUGCUGGCAUCUUUUAAGUUUGACCCUGCAAAAAUAUUUGGCACAGCACUCGGAGCCGGCUGUGGCCCACAGCAGCCCUACACAGGCGGUGGCCUCUGAAUCUCAGGAAAGCCAUGGACAGAAGAAAAAUACAAAGAUAAUUUUCUUUUCCAUCAUUCUGUUUUCAGAGAAGUCUUAGAGCUUUCCUUCAACUUUUGUUUAGAGAAAAAAGUUUUAUCUGAUGCUUUUUCGGAAAGGUUAUCCUCUCCUCUGUUUUAUCUAAGCAGCUUUGAGUUAAGGGCUGUCUGGGCAGUGUGCAUCAAGUUUGUGGCAGAACUGUGACUGAAACAUUCCAAUUGUCAUGCCACUGGCUGAUCGUCCGUCCUGGCGACGGUUUUCCUCCCCUUACCAGUGUCUCGGGGUGAGUCUAGAAUGGUUUUGCUAUUGGGUCUAUGGAAGCAAACAUCCAGAAAAAUGUUUAUAAAGCAAAUGUGUUCCUUCUGUUUGGAGACUUGCCCAGCUGUUCUGGUUUUAAACAUUAAAAAUAAACUGAGUUGCCAUGGCAAAAACAGAACGCACAAUUUACUUUUAAUUUUCCUUGCAGUAUAGCAUAGGGAUUUCUGACUUGAAAUAACCAAAGAACUCCUCCUUAACGAGACAGUUCAGAUUCCUGACUUAGUAUUUCUUGACUAUCAACUUAAAGAAUUGACUUCCUAGUAAAAUAUUGCACUUAUUUUUUUUCCGGAAAUGGUUCUGCCUGCAUGUAUGUGUUGUGUUUUAGCUUCCCCCCACCCCAAAAACUUUUCUUCCUAAUGGUUAAUGUCUUCAACUCGGUUACUGUUUACUAUCAGAUGGUUUUUCAUUAGUGAAUUUAGGCCUCUUUGAGAAAGCUUGUAUAUAAAAAGUUAACAGAUAUAUUUUAUGGAAAAACCCAUCUUAUUUUCAAAUAUAUUUAACUGCUGUUAUAUUUUAUUAGAGGAAGGUUGUACAUAUUUUCUAGGAGUUCUAUUGUAAAGAAAAGUAUUUUUGAAAAAAAUUAAUGUAAUAAAAAUGAAAACAUUUUUAAAUAGUGGUUGUGAUUGCUUCCUGUUCUGGCUUCGUUAUGUUCUGUUCUCAGCAAAUGACUUGCAUGCCUUCCAUAUUAGGAUGUAAUUUGUUCAGGUUUGCACUAAUUAUAAGUUGACAUCAUAAGAUCUAGUGUGCUUAACUGUAUUUUCCCGGAAUGCAGUCCCUUGGUCCAUAUCAGAGCACUAUGUAUAACAUAUUCAUAAUUUUUCUUUUGUAAUGUGUGUAUUUUUAAUAAGAAUUUUAUGUAACAUUUUGGCAAAAAAGAGGACAGUAUUUUCUAGUGAAUUUUAUAAUAACAUUUUGCUAAAAAAUGUUUCUUCCUAGGUCAGUUUUUGUUAAGGUGAACCAAAAGUCUUAUUUUACCAGGGGUUUAAAAAAAAAGUUUGAAGCUUGAAAGAAAAAGUUAUAUUUAAACAUCAACUGUAACAAAUAAAUAAAGAUGUUUUAUAGAUUUGUCCUAAAAAGGUGCAUUCCUU
This is a messenger RNA of Carlito syrichta (Philippine tarsier), 7649 nucleotides long. RefSeq names its product transcriptional regulating factor 1 (gene TRERF1). NCBI's taxonomy places the organism in Eukaryota, Metazoa, Chordata, Mammalia, Primates, Tarsiidae. Gene Ontology annotation, molecular function: transcription corepressor activity. The record is from RefSeq and is a predicted model, not a curated record. The transcript has 18 exons. Bases 1002 to 4637 code for a protein of 1211 amino acids. Gene Ontology annotation, cellular component: transcription regulator complex; histone deacetylase complex. Gene Ontology annotation, biological process: regulation of transcription by RNA polymerase II; negative regulation of DNA-templated transcription.